AAAAGCUUUGCAACACAUGUCCACUUAUCCUCUUAAAGUGAUCAUCAACUUCUACUCUCUCUUCUUGGUGGUGAAAUUGCUCCCAAAAUGGCGCUUUCUCAGGCGAUUACUGUACUUCUUUUUGUUUUGGCUCUCGCAAGGAUUGAUCCCUCCACAAGCCAUGUACUCAUCAAGGGCAAAGUCUCUUGCCUAGAUUGCAAGAGCAAAAGUGAUCUCACAGCUGGAAUCAAGGUCUUAGUGAAGUGUGACAAAGUGAAAAAGUUGGCUAUGGCUACCACAAAGGAUGAUGGCUCUUUCGAGGUCGAAGCUCCCUCAGACAACACGCCACAGCCAAGAUCUUUGAGUAAUUGCCUUUCCAAGCUUCUUGGGGGUCCAAACCAGCUUUAUACCUCAAAGAAGUUCAUGACUUCACAGAUUGUCGAAACCGAUGAUUCGAACUCUUACACAAUCUCCAGCCCUCUUUCCAUCUACACAUCUUGCCCUCCAACCAUAGAUCAUGCCAAAUGUGAGACCAUGAAGAAAUGGGGUUCUUCCAAAACUGUUGAUCUGCCAUUACCACCUGAGUGGGGCUUGGCUCCUUCAAGUUACUAUGUUCCUUUCUUCCCCAUUAUAGGUAUCCCAUAAUUGCACUCUCUGCAGCCUGAUAUAUAUAUAUAUACAUACAUAUAUAUAUAUAUAUAUAUUAUAUAUAAUGAGUGGUAGAAGAAGAAGAAGUGGACUCUGUCUGCUUUAAAUUAUCUAUAUUUUUAUUGGGUUUGUAUUAAACGUCAUGAUGCUGGUAGCAGUCCUUUUUUUUUCCUUUUCUUGUUUUUCUCUAUCUUUUAAGAAAUAGCAAGUUGAUGUACGUGUAGAAAGCAUAUAUGUUAAUAAUUGUGAUCAACAUAUAUAUAUAUAUAUAUUUAUGUU
Molecule: messenger RNA, 906 nt
Organism: Morus notabilis
Lineage: Eukaryota; Viridiplantae; Streptophyta; Magnoliopsida; Rosales; Moraceae
Exons: 2
Coding region: 88-624 (178 amino acids)
Source: RefSeq, a predicted model, not a curated record